AUGGAGUCAAGGGCGCGCCGUAUCCGCCUUCCGCCGCGCGCCGAAUACCGGUUUGAGCUGGAAGCUGGCGAGGUGCUGUCUAUGCGCUUUGUGCAGGACGCAAUUUCGGGCCACUAUGGCGAUGCAGAAGUGUUUGGCGCGCCAUUGGUCGGAGGCGCACAGGAACGUUGGUAUACGUUUGGCAACGAGGCGAAGGCUGCGAUCUCGUCGUGGGGCGGGGCUGAGAUUGAGAUUGUAGGGACUGCAUCGACUGAGUACAUGGCAGACGAGCCUUCACCCUUGUAUACCUACGGCGCAAACUUGCACUUGGCCGCGGAACGCGCAAGGAUCCGAGCGCGGGAGCAAUUACGCACAGGCAAGUCGUUGAUCGACUCCCUUGCUGCGCAGGAUGUGGCCACACGCACAGAACCACCCUCAUAUGAAAACAUGAACGUGUCAUCGCCAUCGGAAUUCUAUCGUGCGGCGGGCCAAGGACCGCGGAUUAUGGUGGUUGGCCCGGAGAGUGCGGGCAAGACGAGCUUGAUCAAGUUUCUCGCUAAUUAUGCGCUCCGCUCACCGGCUAUAGCAAGUGUGGAAGAAGGACAAGAUGCACAGAUUUUGUCGCGCGCUGCGCCAGACGAAGAGGAAGAAGAGGGGGAAGAGGAAGAACAGGUAAAGCCUGACGAAGCCAAGGUGAUGGGCGACAUUACAGGAUGGUGGCCCAUGGUCCUCAAUUUGGAUCCAAAUGCAGGUGCAGUGCCUGUGCCCGGAUGCAUUUCUGCGAUUCCACUGUCGCCCACACCAAUGAACUGCCUUCCUUCGCCGUCGCCCGCGCUGCCGUACGGCGUGACGUUACAGACCUCUGGCGCCUUGCCACCGGCCGCGUCCACAGUUGAGAGCGUAGUACCGCUUGUGCAGUGGCUCGGUAAGGAGAAUGUGCGCGAGAACGAGGCGCAUUCGCACCGAGUGGUUGAUUGGCUUGCUCACUCUGUGGAGAAGCGGCUCGUGAAAGAUUUGCGCGCGCGCAUGUCGGGCCUUCUGCUUGAUAUGCCGGGUGUAGUCACUGGUGACUCGCGCACACGCUACUCCUUUAUCCAGUACUGCGUGCGUGCGUUCAAGGUCGACGUACUUGUUGUGCUGGGCCACGAAAAGCUCAAUUUGGAACUGACCAAGAUUUUCUCCGCCAACGCCGACGCGCCGCAGAUUGUCAAAGUACCCAAGUCUGGCGGCGCUGUCGACGUGGACGACUUGUACAAACAAAAGGUGCAGGACUUGCAAAUACGCUCCUACUUCUACGGCAUGGGUGUGCCCAAGCCCCAAGAGUCGGGCCUCGCCAACGAGGACGGCGCGCCGCACGAGAACAGCCACGUUUUUCCUUCCCACAUGGAGCCUCUGGGCGGCGUGCCUACGCUGAACCCAUACUCUUUUACGAUUCCUCUUGAUCUUCUGGAGAUUUACAGAGUCGGCCAGGACAGAAUUGCGCCUUCAUCAGCACUGCCUAUUGGCGCAGAGCGUGCCAUGGACGGACUGCAAGUGGUUAAGCUGGACCCGGUGAAUUCUGCAUCGGACCUCUCCUCACUCCUACACUCGGUGCUUGUUCUUGUCGAGCCACCGCGCGGCGGAGGCGAGCCCGGCAAGCCGGAUUCCGAGUGCGAGCGCACCGAGGAUGAGCUGCUAGGAGCGAGCUUGGUUGGACUCGUGCAUGUGUACGUAUGA
This is a messenger RNA of Malassezia vespertilionis, 1695 nucleotides long. RefSeq names its product polynucleotide 5'-hydroxyl-kinase (gene CLP1). Gene Ontology annotation, molecular function: polynucleotide 5'-hydroxyl-kinase activity. Gene Ontology annotation, biological process: tRNA splicing, via endonucleolytic cleavage and ligation. Lineage: Eukaryota; Fungi; Basidiomycota; Malasseziomycetes; Malasseziales; Malasseziaceae. Gene Ontology annotation, cellular component: nucleus; mRNA cleavage factor complex. The transcript has a single exon. The coding region runs from base 1 to 1695 and encodes 564 amino acids. The record is from RefSeq and is a predicted model, not a curated record.